Molecule: messenger RNA, 1359 nt
Organism: Helobdella robusta
Lineage: Eukaryota; Metazoa; Annelida; Clitellata; Rhynchobdellida; Glossiphoniidae
Exons: 3
Coding region: 1-1359 (452 amino acids)
Source: RefSeq, a predicted model, not a curated record
AUGGCUGAGUCAACAAGAAAGAAGCAGGAUAUUUAUCUUCUAGGCCAGCCUCUAAGAACUGCCAUUCUGGAGAAAAUGACAGCUGUUAUAAGAGAGGUACUUCCAAUAUGGCAACGGGCCAGAAUUCUUACAACUCAAGAAUACAACGCCAUUAAGAAGCUGGAUAAUAUGUUUAAACUGUGGCAAGGAUUAAAGAAACAUUCUAAGAGAAACUCAAAUGCUCAAAGACGUCAAGAACAAGCAUUCGUUCAUUCACGAAAAGAUCUGUUUGAUAUAGCACAUGCUAAUGCUAUUGAACUGAUUCAGAUACAAGAAGAAAGAGAAUUUUUGCUGGCACAAAGGGAACCGGGACGGCGUGGUUAUAUGAGUGGUGUAGAUAAGAAUCUGGCGCUGAAAGAGGCACGCUCGUAUGAAAGGAAAAGAAGACAGGAGAACUACAAAUUAUACAUGAACAGCAAAGUUGAACAACACGAAGAAGGUAUCGUUAGCUUUUGCCUAACGCAACUUGAACAAUUUCAGCCAAGGUGCGAUUACAGGGAACUACUGGAGCUUUCACUUAUUUUGCUGGGAGAGACACCACCAAGGGGAGUCAGAGUUCUGCAACCUGGAGCUCUGCAUAGGGCACGCUGGAUGGCGAGACUAAUAUACUCCUUCAUAUUGUACAUGUAUCGUCAUCAGUUUCGGCUGACAAGAGUUGAAGAAAAGGGAAUCUGUCGCUUUAUCGUUUUUGGCAUCUGUGUGUAUCUUAGAUCGUGGUUCACGGCUCCAGAUCUUCUUAGUGCCGCUAGACAUGAUCUCCAGCUGGUAAAGAGAAUCCAACAAUUCAGAGAUGUAGACCGUAAAGUUUUUGUUGCCGCUGCAAACGCACUUUCUAGACAUCUAUGGUAUGUUAGCGAGGAACUUGUUGGAGCUGCGUUUUUCGAUGAUCAGAUUUCUCAUGAGAAGAAAGUGUUGAUGGUUGAUGCUCUGUCAGUGGAAUCAAAAACAACAAACGACUUCACCAAAAGAUUGCAGAUGACUAUUAAUGACAUAUUUGAUGAAAUGUCUGUCAAAGACUUUGUGUCUUCGAACACCAUGCAAUUCUUUGCAAUCCUCGGACUGCCUCACUCAUUUCUAAACAAGAGACCCUCCGAGUGGAGAGAAGAUGAACAGUACAAGAAAGCUUUUGAAGUUGUAAGCGGUAUAAAGCCAGUCAAUGAUUUUGCAGAGAGAGGAGUUGCUUUGAUGCAGGAUUUUAACAGAGCAAUAGUAUCGUCUGAAGAACAAAAGCAGUAUCUUCUGCAAGUUGUUGAGUACCAUCGUACCCAGUAUCCAAACCCAAAGAAAGAGACAUUAGUGGGAGGAAAUACAUUUCCUUAA